Messenger RNA from Grammomys surdaster, 2304 nucleotides. RefSeq names its product sterile alpha motif domain containing 11 (gene Samd11). Bases 122 to 2119 code for a protein of 665 amino acids. Gene Ontology annotation, molecular function: protein binding. The record is from RefSeq and is a predicted model, not a curated record. Lineage: Eukaryota; Metazoa; Chordata; Mammalia; Rodentia; Muridae. The transcript has 14 exons.
GUCUAUCCGCCACAGAGGCGAGUGGCUCACACCCAACGAGUUCCAAUUCGUCAGCGGCCGCGAGACGGCCAAGGACUGGAAGCGCAGCAUCCGCCACAAAGGGAAAAGCCUGAAGACGCUUAUGUCCAAGGGGAUCCUGCAAGUGCACCCCCCGAUCUGCGAUUGUCCAGGCUGUAGAAUAUCUUCGCCCGUGAACCGUGGACGACUGGCUGACAAGAGAACAGUCACUUUGCCCCCUACACAUGCCCUAAAGAAAGAAAGAACACCCAGUUUCUCAGCCAGUGAUGGUGAUAGUGAUGGAAGUGGCCCAGCCUGUGGGCAGCAGCUGAGCCUGAAGCAAGAGGAUGAUCCAUAUAUCCAUAUCAUGAAGAGAAGAGUCCACACCCACUGGGAUGUGAAUAUUUCCUUCAGAGAAACAUCCUGCAGCCAGGACAACAACCUCCCCACCCUUAUAUCCAGUGUACAUCGAAGCCGAUGCCUCGUUAUGCCUGAGCAUCCAAGACACUGUGACUUCCAGAGAGGCAACGUGGAAAUUGGCCUUGGACCUGGAGGUGACCUAUUGGGCAAGAGGCUGAGCUGCCCCUACAUUACCAGUGACUGUUCUUCAGAGAAGAAGGCCCGAAACAAGGCCCCCCAAGAGACGUUGCUGCUUCCAGACCUGGAGUCUACAAUGGCCCCUGAGGACCACUACCAUCAGCUCAUGUCAGCUCUGAAUGAGGCUGGUCCCUUUGAGGAAACCCAACGACUCUACCACUUGGGUAUCCCCAGCCACGAUCUGUUAAGGGUACGGCAGGAAAUGGCAACUGCAACACUGAGGGGUCCCAGUAGCUUGGAAGUACACCUGCCCUCAUCUACAGCAGGCCAUCGACGGAAGCAAGGCCUAGUUCAGCACCGGGAGGGAACAGUUCCAGCUGCUACCACAUCCUUCUCUGAAAGGGAGCUGUCACAGCCACCCCCUUUGCUGUCACCCCAGAACGCCCCCCACAUCACAAUGGGCUCCCAUCUCCGGCCUCCUUUUUUGGGGAUGCCCACAGCUCUGUGUCAGACCCCAGGUUACAGCUUCCUACCCUCUGCCCAGGCUGAGAUGCUAGCUCGGCAGCAGGAGCUUCUACGGAAGCAGAGCUUGGCUCGGCUGGAGAUGUCUGAGUUGCUUAGGCAGAAAGAACUGGGCAGUGCUCACCGGCCACAGCUACUGGCGUCAGAGGUGGCCUUGCAUCUCCCUGAGGGUCCUGACGAACUCCAGCGACGUGGCUCCAUGCUGGUUUUGAAACACAGCUCAGCACCACUACUGGCCCUGCCACCCCAGGGACCCCCAGGCCCAGGACCCCCUAUCCCAGCCAAGGAAUCUGCCCGAAGCCGGUCCCAAAAGGGGAGUCUUGGUGCUGCCUCAGCCCAGCCCAGCGAACCUAAGGAGACAACAGGGGCUGGCCUCUGGGCUCAAGAUGUCUCUGAGGAGCCAUCCAAGGACUCAGAUGGAGAGGACCCUGAGAUAGCAGCUGCCAGGGAAGGGGCCUCUACUCCCAGCCAAGUCCCAACAGGAGGGACCAGAGCAGAAGGAAAGGGGCCUCGAUCAGAGUCCACACUGCCCCCUCCACUGCCCCUGGGAUUCCCCUGUGGAGCAGUCAGCCCCUACUUCCACACAGGUACCAUGGGGGGGCUCUUCACUGAUGAGGAGACCACAGUCCCUGAGGAUGUCAACAAGUGGACUGUAGAUGAUGUCUGCAACUUCGUGGGGGGCCUUUCUGGCUGUAGCGAGUAUGCCAGGGUAUUCAGAGAACAAGGAAUAGAUGGAGAAACUUUGCCUCUACUGACAGAAGAGCACCUUCUGAACACCAUGGGACUGAAGCUAGGGCCUGCCCUCAAGAUCAGGGCACAAGUGGCCAAGCGCCUGGGCCGUGUCUUCUAUAUGGCCAGCUUCCCUGUGGCCCUGCCGCUGCAGCCACCAAGCCUGCAAGCACCUGAGCUCAGCCCAGGACAGCAACCCCUGUCCCCAGCAACCACCACCUCCCCAUAUGAAGGGACUCACCUGCCCACAAGCCAAGCCUCACCCAAGCAGGAGAAUGGGUCAGGGACCAUAGCUCUGCUCCCAGGGGCCCCAGAUCCUUCCCAGCUUCUCUAAUGAUCUAGCAGGCAACUGUAAUACUCCCUAAUACCCAGUGAAAUUGGCCACCCCACCCACAGGGUAUUUCCCUCUUUUAGAUGCAAAAACGCCAAGAGUAUUUUUAAAAGAAAAACAUACGGCUUAAGAAGAAAAUAAUGGAUUUACCUUCUAGGAGUAACUGCAGUGGUCUGCAGACAAACCAA